AUGGGUCAAACUGAUGGUGUGAAUAUUGCUAUCAAUUCAUUAACAAGUGCCUUAAAUGGUAUUCAAAAUCAAGAAGAUGGUGCUCAAGAUAAGGCACUAGCUGAACUAUCAUUUGUGGUGAAAAAAUCGUUAGAAGACGAAUCAUUCAGAGAAGAGUUGGCAAAGGACGAGACUGUUUGGGAAUACAUAAUCAAAGUCAUCAGUAAUUCAUUACAUGCUUCAGCUAUACAAGAGAAAAGUAUAAGGAUAAAGCGUGGUGUUAUACUGCUAGCUAGAAAUCUACUAGUUGCUGAUAGAACUAUACCUUCAAAAGAUGAUAAACUAAUAACUAGUAUCUUCACAUUUUUACAAUCAGUUUUACCACUAAAUAUUGACCAUAUAUUGGAAAAGGGAUGUAUUACUGCUUCAUUACAAUGUGUUUUCAACUCCACAGUUGAUAAAACAACAUAUCAUCCAAAUGAAUUACUUUCUAUAAACAAUUUUUUGGGUGAUUUUAAAAAGAAAAUUGAUCAUGAUGAUUUGACAUUAUAUUUCAGAUGUCUCAACAAUUUCUUCAAUAUUUCAGAAGCAUUAACAUGUGGAUUCAAAUCAUCAGAAAAGACAGAUAUUAUUUUUUAUAACAUAUUGGAAAAUUUUGAACAAUUAAAUUUCCAAAAUGAUUUAUCCACUCAUGAAUUAUUAAUCAUUUCAAUUUUCCAAAAAAUGAUUGUUCAUGAAUCAUUCUUACCAUAUAUUUCAAAUCUUUCUUCCAAAUCAGAUUUUGUUAGAUUUUUAAAAGCUUCUACUGUGAUCAUAACGAGUAAAGAAUCUUGGGAAGUUUUCGAAUUAACAGUUAUUUUAUCAUGGAUAUAUGAAUUAUUUCAAAAAACUUUAGAACAAAUCAAAAUACAUUUCCAAAAUGGUAUAGAAGAUUUAGAAACUGUUUAUUUUACCAUACAUGCUGUACUGGAUGUAUUUGCAACAUUAGUUAAGUUUGAACAUGCUAAAAAAUUCUUGUUAUCUUAUAAAGGUGUUGAAAAUUUAGUUGAAUUACUGGGGACAAUUCAUCAAAAUGUUAAACCAAAGAAAUUAAAAGAUUCAGAAAAGCAAAAACAAACAAAUACAAAUAAUGAAAAUAUUAAAACUCAAGAUUAUUAUAAAAAUUUCCCAGAGACAAAAUCAUUAAUCAUAGAAACUUUAUCAUCAAUCAUAUAUAAAGAUUUCUCAGUACAAGAAUUAAUGAGAGAAACACAUGGUUUAAAACUUGUUUUAUCAAAUUGUAUAAUUGAUGAUAAUGAACCAUUUAUUAAAGAAAGAAGUAUAGUUUGUUUAAGAUUUUUAUUAUUAAAUAAUGAAAAAAAUCAAGAAUUUGUUGCUAAAUUAGAAGCUAAAGAAGCUGUCCAGGAUGAUACUUUAGAUAAUGCAGGUUUUGAAGUGGAAAUUGUUGAUGGGAAAGUUAAAUUAAAACAAAAAAUUGAUGUUGAAAGUACUAGAGUUCAAACAAAAGAUGAAAAUUCAAAGAUUAAUGAAGUUACAGAAUGA
Molecule: messenger RNA, 1521 nt
Organism: Hansenula ciferrii
Lineage: Eukaryota; Fungi; Ascomycota; Saccharomycetes; Phaffomycetales; Wickerhamomycetaceae
Gene: CTR86
Product: Ctr86p
Exons: 1
Coding region: 1-1521 (506 amino acids)
Cellular component (GO): cytosol
Source: RefSeq, a predicted model, not a curated record